AUGGAAAAUAAGGUCGAUCUCAAAAAGGUAAAAGGCACAGGCAGAGAUGGACGGGUUUUGAAAGAAGAUGUUUUGAAGUUCCUUGGACAAGUGAGGGAAGAUUAUCAACCUGGUAUUACGAAUAUCCGGUCAUCACCAGCAUUCGGAGCCCGACCAGCUAUGAAAGAAUACGCUCCACUUACUGAGGAUCGCGUGGUUCCUAUCCGUGGUUACACUCGUGCAAUGGUUAAAACGAUGACAGAUGCACUAAAAAUACCACACUUUGGGUACGAUGAUGAGGCUUCUCAUAACAUUUGUCUUGCCAUGGAUACCCCUGGUGGUCUCGUUGUGCCAAACAUCAAGAACUGCGAACAAAGGUUCUUUUGUUUAGUUCUAUUUCUUUCACCUUUUAUUUUGUGGGUUACUGGCACACACCACGUCUGCGGCGGUAAUCAUUUCAAUAUCUGCAGUUUACACGAAGUCAUUUCGUUUUUUUUUGCUGCCAAAUGUGGGAAAGCGUGCCACCGGUAUUCACGCACACCUCUGCUUAUUUUUUGCGCAAUACUUAUGCCUGUGUUAGUGUCAUUUCUUUUGCUGCAAAGAAAUUCUUAUCUUCAAUGAGG
This is a messenger RNA of Strongylus vulgaris, 602 nucleotides long. Lineage: Eukaryota; Metazoa; Nematoda; Chromadorea; Rhabditida; Strongylidae. The record is from the annotation of a GenBank genome assembly.